AAAAGAUAAUUUUGGUUUUGAAGCGGCAGAAAAAUCCACGGAUUUUCGUCUCGACAAGACAGUCGCCAUGGCGAAAAAUAAGGGCAGACGGUCUACAGGUGGAGAGACAAGUCUCUCUAAUGGCGCGGCAGCUAUUCAAGAAUCUGCUCCUGCCGAGGAUUCUCUCCCGAAUUUGGACGAAUCCGCAUUGGCGAACUUGACCAAAAGAAUCGAGCAAAGGCUGAAAGACGGGAAUGGCACACCGAAGAAGGACCACAAAAAGUCCAAGGAUGAUUCAGUCAAUGAGGGAAAGAAGGGUAAAAAGGAUCGAAAGGAUAAAAAGGACGAACGGAAGAAUCCAGCCAAACAAGAUUCCAACAAAGGCAAAAAGCGGGAUCGCAACGGCGAUGUGAUAUCGAGAGAAGAGAAAGAGGCGGGGAAGAAGAAGAAGGACGAGGCAAAUGAUGCGCUGCGACAAGAAAUUUUGGCUCUCGGUGGAAGCAAGGAAGACUUCGAUCUGAUUGCCGGGGUGGACUCUGACUCUGAAGUUGAGGGCCAGAACAUCGCUUCCGCUAAAUCAAAGGAUGGAAACAGCGAAGAUGCGCUGCGCAAGGAACUAUCCAAGAUGCUUGAAGGUGCAGGUCAUAUUGUCCCGAAAGAUAUCGAACAGGAUGAAGAACAGGAGGAAGACGACUCUCAAGGAGAAGAUGACGAGGAGGCUAGCGACCAAAGUCAAGAGGUCUCCGACGUUGAGGAAGACAUCCCAGAAGAUGUCUCCCCACCGGCACCCUCUAAAGCCGAAAAAGAAGCUUUCAAGAAAGAAUCUACCGCCAAAAACCCUACGAAGAAUGAAACGGAAGUGCUUCCCAAGGCUUAUUCUAAGCUGACUGUUCCACCAAAGUCUGACUGGUACUCGACCUCCCUCCCUCCUCUCUCUACAUCCGCAAAGAAUGUCACUGCUCUCCCCCGGCAUCUUGUCGACCGCAUUCACCAACAUGCCAAGUCGUUGCUGGAGAAAGAGAACAAGAUGUAUGCGGAAGCACAGCAAUCGCUGUCAUCAUCCUCCCACAAGUUCUACUCGACAAUUAUGACUUCGGGAACCCUCAGCGACAAGAUUUCAGCUUUGACGCUGGCUGUCCAGGAGUCUCCAUUGCAUAAUACGAAGGCGUUGGAAAACUUGAUAGGGCUCGGGAAAAAGCGGAGUCGUGCCCAGGCGGUCGAAGUUCUCCGAUCUCUAAAGGAUAUGUUUGCGCAGGGAACACUACUUCCCAGUGAUCGUAGAUUGAAGGCUUUCGCGAAUCAGCCGUCCCUUGUGGCAGCGUUCCAAGGCGGUGCUGGUAGCAGAUGGAGCGAGAGAGACCCCCUCCCUGGAGGUCUUCAGCCCAUCCACCUCAUCGUUUGGGCAUACGAAGAUUAUGUUAAGGAGCAGUACUUCGAAGUCCUGAAGAUUCUUGAAGUAUGGUGUAAUGACGAGAUCGAGUUCUCCCGCUCCAGAGCUGUGAGCUACGUCUACGAAUUGCUGAAGGAAAAGCCAGAGCAAGAGUCCAACCUCCUGAGGCUUCUUGUUAACAAACUCGGUGAUCCUAGCAAAAAGAUUGCCUCGAGAGCUUCCUACUUGCUCCUUCAACUUGAGCAAGCCCAUCCUCUGAUGAAACCGACCAUCAUCUCUUCUAUUGAGUCAGAACUGCUUUUCCGGCCACACCAGAGCCAGCACGCCCGGUAUUAUGCCGUGAUCACACUCAACCAGACAGUCUUGAGUACCAAAGAGGAGAAGGUUGCUCUUCAGUUACUUGAUAUCUACUUCUCGCUCUUUGUCACGCUCCUGAAGCCGACGAAGGAGCAAAAGAUCCAAUCCGACCAAAAGCGAGGCAAAUUUGGAAAGGGCGGUAAAAAGUCACAGCAGAAGAACACAAAGGUUAAGGGUCAGGAUCCGGAGGAUGAAUUACGGGAGAAGGUUAUCUCUGCGGUUUUGACCGGUGUCAAUCGGGCUUAUCCUUUCUCUCAGUCUGACAGUGACAGGAUCACCAAACAUAUCGAUACCUUGUUCCGCAUCACACAUUCCUCGAACUUCAACACGAGCAUCCAAGCUCUCAUGCUCAUUCAGCAGAUCACGUACUCGAACCAAAUAUCUGGUGACCGUUUCUACCGGACCCUUUACGAGUCUCUCCUUGAUCCCAGAGUUGCCACGUCGUCAAAACAGUCUCUGUAUCUCAACCUGCUCUUCAAGGCGUUGAAGAACGACUUAAACGUGAAACGCGUGAAGGCAUUCGUGAAACGUCUUGUUCAGAUUCUUGGGUUACACCAGCCAUCGUUCGUCGUGGGCGUGUUCUACUUGAUUCGCGAGCUGGAAAAGAUAUUCCCCGGUCUCCAGUCUCUGGUGGAUCAGCCUGAGGAGAACGACGAUGAUGACGAGGAAGUGUUCCGGGAUGUACCCGAUGAAGAUGAUCAGGAGGCCACAGUCCCGACAACCGACGGGGACUCAAAGAAGCAAAAUGACGCCUAUGAUCCUCGUAAAAGAGAUCCUGAACACAGCAACGCUGAUAAGAGUUGUCUGUGGGAACUUCUUCCCUACCUAUCGCAUUUCCAUCCGUCUGUCUCUGUCAAUGCAUCCCAUCUCAUUGACCAUAGUCCUAUGUCGGGCAAAGCGGAUAUGACACUGCAUACACUGACGCACUUCCUUGACCGUUUCGUUUACCGUACUCCGAAGGCCAAUGCUGGUACUAAAGGUUCUUCCAUCAUGCAACCGUUGGCCGGAGGUGACACUAGUGGUCUCCUCGUCACCGUUGGUGGCGUGGCCGGCAAAGGAAAACAAAUGGAUCCUGUCAACUCAGAAGCAUUCUGGCGCAAAAAGGCCGAGGAUGUCGCGGCAGAGGAUGUUUUCUUCCACGAGUACUUCAACCGUAUUGGCAAGGACAAGACUCGCAAAGGAAAGAAGGGAGCCAAGGACCCGGUUGACCGGGAUGAGGAGGCCGAUGUCGAUGCCAGUGACAACGAAUCCGAGAUUUGGCAGGCAAUGCUGGACUCCAAGCCUGAUCUUGAAGGCAUUGAUGACGAUGAUGCGGAUCUCGACGACGCAUCCGAUCUCGAGGAGUUCGACUACGAUGAGGACGAGGACAUGGAUGAAGAGGGAGACGAAGGGGUCAUUUUCAAUGACGAGAGUGACGAGGCUGAGGAAGAGGAAGAGGAAGCGAAGCCUACGAAGCCCACGAAGGGCAAGAAGGCGGCAGAGAAACAGCCAUCCGACGAUGAGGCUGACGACGAUGAUGUUUUCGACAUGGAUGUCUCUGACGACGAAGCGUUCCGUGACAGUGACGAAGACCUACCUUCGGACAUGGAGAUGGGUGGUGUUGAGAUUCCGUCUGCGGAACCAGAAGAUACCAAAGACAAGUCUGGUCGGAAGAAGAGGCGCAAGCUCAAGCACCUGCCGACCUUCGCAUCUGCGGACGACUAUGCCGCCUUAUUGGGAGACGAGGAGGAUGGUAUGUAAGCUUUUCUCUUGGGGGAUUUUCACUUCGAGCUCACUUCAGUCAUGUAAAUUCCUUUGUUUGUGGUAGAUAUCUGAACUGCAUACAUUCCCCUAGUUUAUCCUUUUUACUUCUAAAAUAUCAACGGUUAUCUACGCGAAUUCUAGAGAGAAACUAGAUAACAG
Molecule: messenger RNA, 3628 nt
Organism: Paecilomyces variotii
Lineage: Eukaryota; Fungi; Ascomycota; Eurotiomycetes; Eurotiales; Thermoascaceae
Product: CCAAT-box-binding transcription factor
Exons: 4
Coding region: 68-3466 (1132 amino acids)
Cellular component (GO): nucleus
Source: RefSeq, a predicted model, not a curated record